UCUUGGAGAUGUUUGGCCGACCUCACCGCUGACCAUGUGACUGGAAAGAGGAGGAUGUGCGGAUUAGAGACGAUAUAAAGGAGAGGCGGGUACGACACAUUUCACAAACUCUACGAGAGGAACGAAGGAGCUCGGAGAAGAUAUCGGCUGUGGCCCCUCGAGAUAUCUGUGACAACAGAGACUCUCUGCAGAGAUGAACGCCAACCCCCCUGCAGGAAGCGCCCUGGCCCCUGGUGGAGCCACCGGACCCACAACACCCAAGAAGGGACCACCCAAGUUCAAGCAGAGGCAGACCCGUACAUUCAAGAGCAAGGCCCCCAAACCAGGACAGAAGGGCUUCGGUGACGACAUCCCGGGCAUGGAGGGUCUCGGCACAGACAUCACCGUGGUGUGCCCAUGGGAAGCCUUCGGCGACAUGGAGCUCAGCGACUUGGCCAAAUACGGCAUCAUUUAAAGCUGCUGCCUCCCGCCUUCCUGUCCUGCCUGAUCCUCUCCUCCGUCUGAUCCCCUCAUCCCUGCCUUCACCCUACCUCAGCCCGGCACGCCAAGAUAAGGCUGCCGGGGAACCCACUAACGCCCUCUCGUCUAUCUACCUCAUGCUCGACGCCACUGCGUGGUCGGAGAGCGUAAUGAUGCUUUUAUUGUUAUUUUAUGAUGAUAUGAUACUGUUUAAAGUAUUUAUACUCCAUAUAAGAAGACGAGAAACGCCCCUCCUUUCACCUCCUUCUAUUAUAGUCCUCUCCUCUUCCUCUUCCUUCCCUCCUCUCCUCUUCCUCCCUCCUCUCCCUCGGCAAUGGACGCAAGCAAAGCUCAGGUUCCCGUAGCCUGGAUUUGCUUCUUCAGUCUACAAAGUGUACAUAUGUUGUUCUCCGUGUCGAACCUUGAACCUUCUGUCCCACCUUUUGUAUUUCCACUUUUGUUUUGCAUUGUAUUUUCUACACACCUGUGAACACCUGGCCGUGCAAGGAGAGUGUGCAACACGCCGCAACGAUGACGAGUACUAUGCGCUUCACGUGAUCGUGGAGGACGAGCUCCCCUCUCUCUCCCGUCUGUCUCUCUCUCCUUGCUGCUAUCUGAACCCUCCGUAGAGACGAAUAUCACAGAGAUGUACUGUGAGCUGGUUCUGUCCUGAUAGCUGCA
Notolabrus celidotus (New Zealand spotty) is the source of this 1140-nucleotide messenger RNA. Its product is annotated as retinal cone rhodopsin-sensitive cGMP 3',5'-cyclic phosphodiesterase subunit gamma-like. The record is from RefSeq and is a predicted model, not a curated record. NCBI's taxonomy places the organism in Eukaryota, Metazoa, Chordata, Actinopteri, Labriformes, Labridae. The coding region runs from base 194 to 454 and encodes 86 amino acids. Gene Ontology annotation, biological process: positive regulation of epidermal growth factor receptor signaling pathway; positive regulation of G protein-coupled receptor signaling pathway; visual perception. Gene Ontology annotation, cellular component: photoreceptor outer segment membrane. Gene Ontology annotation, molecular function: cGMP binding; 3',5'-cyclic-nucleotide phosphodiesterase activity. The transcript has 3 exons.